Linnemannia hyalina is the source of this 1605-nucleotide messenger RNA. Lineage: Eukaryota; Fungi; Mortierellomycota; Mortierellomycetes; Mortierellales; Mortierellaceae. The record is from the annotation of a GenBank genome assembly.
AUGCCGCUGACGCGAUCCAGCUGCUUCUAUGUGAGCUCUCUCUUCUUCCUCGUGGCCGUCACAGGAAUUUGCAUAUUUGCGUCCGCAUACGAUGUGGUCUUCCAGAUCUUCCAUCACCCCCAAACCGAAGAACCCGACUAUAAGAACCUCGCCGUCUUUGGCGGUAGUUAUGUCCUCCUGGGCUUGUUGGCGACGAUCUUUGGGUUCUCGCGAUAUGUGACUGUGAAAAUGGCACGGCAAGAGAUCCCAAAGACCUACAUGCCCAUCACUCACGAGGAUCUGCCCAAGGCUGUGUAUGAGUUUGUACAGUCGGAACUGGAUCGUGUGGCUCGGCUGGCCAAGAAGGCGACUCCGCUGUUGGAGGAUAGUGGACAACCAGGAUGGGGCAAACCAGAGAGCUCAUUACAGGAUACGCACUUCAAGACAUUCAUGGCCAGCACACCUCACUUCAUCGAGAGGGCGGCGGUAGCAUACUCCCCAGACUUGGCAAGGCCGCCCAACAUGUCAAUCUCAGCAUAUGUGCAUAUGCUAAUCGACCAGAAACUCAUCACACGCGACAUUGGACUGGAAUACAUUGCAGGAUAUGAACAGGCCCGCUUUGGAGGGCCCCGGAACGACACCUCCCCCGUCACCAUGUCGCCCUUCCAACCACAGCAGUUGCAGUCUCAACCUUCACAACGGCAUCAUCACAAUCAUCACAAUCAUCAUAAUCAUCACAAUCAUCACAAUCAUUACAGACAUCAUACCUCGUCGGGACGGCAUGUGAGGCAGUCUUCUGGGUUGAAUCCUCGACAUAGCCAACAGAGUCAGAGUCACAGUCAUCAUCCGAAUCAUGACCCGUCUACGGCAUCUACGAUAGGUGGGACGUCACAGCAUCUCCCGACUAUUGGAAGUAGUAUUGGCGGCGGCAGUGGUGGCAAUGGCACCGGUACUGGUAUUGGUACAGGAGGACGUGAGAAUCUGGAGGAGGAGGAUUACAUCCGGUUUAUGAAGGUGUUGAGUCGGAUCCUUCAGGAACUCGGAUGGGACCAAGCCGCAGAGGAGGCAUACGAGGAAGAGUUCCGAGCCCAGGAACGACAACGGGACGCCGAACAUCAACAACUCCAUCAGGCACAGUAUCAGCAGGAAGAAGUUUAUGAGAGGGGUCCGGGUGAGAGGGAGUUGGAGCAGACGACGGAUUAUUAUCAGAGUGAUGAGGGUGGGUCGACGAUGAUGUUGCAACCGAGGCGGAAACAGAGUCAACUCAGUGGUGAUAGUUAUUUCAUUGUUGGCAGUAGCCGUGACCUCGAGACCGAUCCUCAGUUCCAACCUCACCAGCAGCCUCCUUCACAACCAGGACAGGGGCUUCAGUCAUACGUGUAUCCGAAUGAAGGCGGCAGUCAGAACCAGAACCGGCGGGUGGGCAGCGCUAGUGUUGGCAUCAUAGGAAGUACCAGUAAUAACACAGGGGUCGGAAUCCCAGCAGGGGGAAGUGGAUCUGGGACGUUCCCGUCGGCGGGUCCACGGAAACUGUCGAGGAGCGGCAACAUGAGCACGCGCAGUCUUUUGACCAUGCGAACCAUGCGAACCGCCAGUAGCAUCAGGUCAUGGGAGCAACGGUCGUAA